AUGCCUAUCAAGGUGCGAAACCGCUGGAAACCGGAUCUCGAAACUGCAGCCAGACAGCUCUUUCAGAUACUGAAAGAUCACAAUAAUGCUACCGUCCAAGAGAUGGUGGACAUGUCCAACACCUACUGCUACCAGAAUGCACAUGCUUCGAGUGAAACCGAAGAUGAAGAAGAGAACGAAGAAUUUGUUCCGACCCAUUUUCCAACCUGUCCUUCCUGUUUCGUCAUUGUCAAUCAUGAUGGGUAUCUGCAGGAAUUCGACAAUGCCAUAGAAAAACUACAAUCAGACGGGCUCCUUGUGGAAACGACGCUUUGCACAGAAUUGGACACACGUUCAUCGGGUACACCUUCAAACGAUGUUAUAUCAACUAUACGCAAAGUCGAACAGGUUAUGCAUUUGUCCAAACACGCCUUGUACCGUGGUCAAAUUUAUGCCAGACCGAAUACAGCCCAGUUUACGUACAAUCAGCCUAAUGGAUUGUUUCGAGCUAUUUGA
Paramuricea clavata is the source of this 495-nucleotide messenger RNA. The record is from the annotation of a GenBank genome assembly. Lineage: Eukaryota; Metazoa; Cnidaria; Anthozoa; Malacalcyonacea; Plexauridae.